Harpegnathos saltator (Jerdon's jumping ant) is the source of this 2541-nucleotide messenger RNA. RefSeq names its product LMBR1-like protein lilipod (gene lili). The transcript is spliced from 9 exons. Gene Ontology annotation, cellular component: plasma membrane. The record is from RefSeq and is a predicted model, not a curated record. Gene Ontology annotation, biological process: signal transduction. NCBI's taxonomy places the organism in Eukaryota, Metazoa, Arthropoda, Insecta, Hymenoptera, Formicidae. The coding region runs from base 259 to 1836 and encodes 525 amino acids. Gene Ontology annotation, molecular function: transmembrane signaling receptor activity.
UUAUUCGUGGUGGUCAGUACGUUAACAGCCGUGGUGGUGGUUGAUCGUUUAUUUAAUUUUGCGUGCCAUGCCUACCAUCGCGUAAACACAGCGUCACAGCGUCACAAACGCAAUUCUCUCUCUCUCAACCUGGAUACAACGCGGCGUCGCAUCUCGCUUCGUAGUGCGCUUUCACGUUCGGAUAUGCCGUGCGCGUGAAGUCGGCGAGAAGAUUAAAAUGUCGCAGGCUGACCGAGAUCUGCUGACAAACAGGUGAAGAUGGAAGAUGAUGCUGACCUAAGGGAACAAUUGUUUCACAACACCGUGCGAGAGAGUAUCAUAUUUUUGCUGCUCUCCCUGCUACUGUACAUCACGAGUCACACGCUGAUCGAACGUUUCAGACGUCGCGAUCGCGAAGACUAUCUCUCAGUGGACGAGGAUGAAGCUACUGUGUACAAAAUCAGCCACAGUUUGUGCACGGUCGCACUGGCGGUGUCUAUCGGUGCUACACUCCUUCUUCCGGUGUCGAUCGCCAGCAAUGAGGUGCUCAUCCUCUAUCCAAACAGCUACUACGUUAAGUGGCUCAACAGCUCUCUCAUCCAAGGUCUAUGGAACCUUGUAUUCUUGUUUUCCAAUGUAUCACUCUUCGUGUUUCUACCUUUCGCCUACCUUUUCACAGAGUCGGAGGGUUUCAUGGGCCAUAAAAGGGGCGUGAUGGCGAGGGUGUACGAGACACUGACUGUUCUUUUUCUGCUGGGCACUCUCGUAUUGGGAAUGACGUACGUGCUGUCUGCCCUGCUAGAUCAUCAAAACUCAAGUUUGCACACAUUGCUCAAUUUAUGGAGUUACUAUUUGCCUUUCUUGUACUCCUGCGUCUCGUUCGUUGGCGUUGUGAUGUUGUUAUUAUGUACUCCUGUGGGAUUUGUGCGACUAUUUGGUGUCGUGGGAUCCUUUCUGGUUAAGCCUCAAUUUCUAAAGAAUUUGGACGAGGAGUUCUAUGCUUACAGAUUGGAGGAAGAUUGCAUCCGCCGACGAUUGCAGCAUGUAAAAGCGACGGGUAAGUCGUACGUGUCACCGGUGCCGAUGUCUCUACCAGGUUGUAGCUCAUUAAUGGAGGAAGAUGAGCCGUUGCUGAGCGUGAAUCCAAGUCUGAUGUGCCUCAGAAAUGGUGCUUUACAAAAAGGCCUUGCCGAGAGGCUAGAAGACAUUCAGAGACAGCGACAGCUGUUGGAUCGACAGAGGAGCACGUGGUGGGUCAGGCGUACGCUGUUCUAUCCGCUGGCGAUGUUGACUCUGCUUGUCUUGUCCACCGCCACCGCUCUGUUAGCAGUACAGAAUACACUGGAGCUGCUGAUAGGCAUCAAAGCACUGCCUUUAAGCACUAGACAAUUUACACUCGGGAUCAGUUCAUUGUCAAAGCUUGGGCCCAUCGGAGCGACGAUUGAAGUGGCAGUAAUCUUGUAUUUGGCCGUGACCAGUGCGAUCGGUCUAUAUGCGCUGCCAGGCGUGAGGAGAGUUCAACCAAAGUUGCAUUCAACGCAGCUCACUCAUCUCAUCGCGAAUUGUGCCCUCCUGCUCGUACUCAGCUCAGCAUUACCAUUGUUAUCACGAAUAUUAGGAAUGACAAAUUUCGAUCUACUUGGUGAUUUUGGACGCAUUGAGUGGCUAGGUAACUUCAAGCUUGUGUUUCUCUACAAUCUGAUCUUCGCAACAGCGGCAAUCGGCUGCCUGGCCACCAAGUUUAGCGCAACCGUGCGCAAGGAGAUCUACGUCCGCUUGAAGAGUAGCCUGUUAGGCAUCUUCAAGACAGACGCGAAGAAAGGCUUGUCAGGGAUGUUUUCUACAAAGGAAGAUUAGACUGAUUUAGAUUGUAAUUAUAAGCAGAGAGAAAUGAGACGCCGGGACCUUGCGAAAGUUUUCCUGGUUUUUGAAAGAUACUUGUAGAAAAUUACAAGAUAUUUCUUAAUUCGAGUCAGAAAGCUCUUGUUGUAUCUAGAAUAGUAAUCAUAAGCAACUUCGAAUCGUGGAUCAUCGGAUGCUCAGUCUUUCAUUUUGCUUGAUAAUUUCUUGAAUAAUAUUUAUCAUUUCUGGAAAUAUAUUUGUAAGAAAAUUCUUUGUCCGCGCGCGCGAAUUCUUUAAUGAGAUAAUUAUGACAUCAGGAAUGCUGAUUGACUUACAGAUUCAGUUCUUGAAUCAUAUUACGUCUCGAAACUAGUUUCAGCUAUAUCUAUAGGUAGAAAUACAAUUAUGUAUCAGUCUUGGUCGGUUAAAUUCUCAUAUGAUUAAAUCGUUUAAACUGUUGGAUAUUCCCACAUUGAUUUGUAUUUGGUCAUAUAAAUCUAAUUUUUUUUUUGAAUUUUGAAAUUCAGAAUCUUGCGACUAAGAAGCUUCAUCAGAUUUACGAUUUAUUAUGUCUGCGAAUCCCUUUUUUUUUUAAAUUUGGACUCCCAUACAUUUAAAUUCGGAAGUCCAAGAAGUUAUUAUUACACUCGACAGCCAACGAAACUUUCGUAAGAGCCUAAAGUUUAUCGUUAAAAACGAUUGAGCGAAUGUUAUAGUAAU